CGCAAGCGUCGUCGUCCCCGAUCGAUUGCGACGCCGGCCAGUGCACGCCCGCCCUUGUUCCCCUCCUCUGUUUCCGUUUAAUUUCCCCGGCCCCUGCGCCUGGGAGUUAAUGCGUAGAGUACUUACUCCAUUGCUGGCUAGCUCUCCAUCCGUCCGGCCGUGCCACCGGCCGACGCACACACGCGGGGAGGGGAGGGUGAUCGACACCGCCGGCCGGACCGGUCGAGCUACAGUGGGCUUUUUAGUAUCAUCACCCCGGCCUUGUUGCUUGCUCCCAUACUCUUCUUCCUCCUAGCUACAUACAAUUAUUCCCUCUGGUCCGGGGGCUCCGGCAGCGGCAGCGCCAAGCUAUAUAUAUUUCCUUCCUGCCCACCUCCCAAUCCCGACCUCGUUCAUACAUACUCCAUCGCUCAACGCUCAAGCUACAGCAACAUAGACAUAUGCCCUGCCUAAUUCCUGCUACCUAUAUACCUAGCUAGCUUCUACUUUCUCUCCACUCUCUCUCGAGAUCUUGUCAAUCUCUUUCUACUCCGUCUAGCUAGCUAGAGCUAGCUCAAUUCAUCGAGAUCUCUCAUCGAUACCCAUAGUACACAUCGCAAUUCACAAUACAAAUUGUAGAUAGAGUCGAGCUGAGCUGAGCAGGGGAAGGUUUCAGAGAGAAGAUAGUGCACGGAUAGAGAUAAUAAGCAUUUCCAUGGGGCUGAGGGACAUCGAGAUGACGCUGCCGCCGGGGUUCCGCUUCUACCCGAGCGACGAGGAGCUGGUGUGCCACUACCUGCACGGCAAGGUGGCCAACCAGCGCCUCUCCGGAGGAGCCGCCGGGGCCAUGGUGGAGGUCGAUCUGCACGUCCACGAGCCAUGGGAGCUGCCAGAUGUGGCGAAGCUGAGCACAAACGAGUGGUACUUCUUCAGCUUCCGCGACCGCAAGUACGCGACGGGGCUGCGCACGAACCGCGCCACCAGGUCCGGCUACUGGAAGGCCACCGGCAAGGACCGCGUCAUCCGCAGCCCGAGGUCGUCGUCAUCCCUCUCUGGCCGUGCCGCCAUCGUCGGCAUGCGCAAGACCCUCGUGUUCUACCGCGGCCGUGCGCCCAAAGGCACCAAGACCUGCUGGGUCAUGCACGAGUUCCGCAUCGAGAACCCUCACUCCCCACCCAAGGAGGACUGGGUGUUGUGCAGAGUUUUCCACAAGAAGAAAGCCGACACGGACUACGCCAUGGAUGGCGAGCCGGAGCUCGGCGGCGGUGCCGUGUGCGGAUCCAACUACCUAAGCUCCUCGUCCUGCCACGAUCCGGAACAGUAUCACCACUCGCCUAUGGCGUCGUUCCCUUCCAUCGGCGCGGGCGGCGACCAUUACCAGCUCCUGCCCUGUGAUCAUCACCACCCACACGGCGCGGCAGGCGUCUCGCUCAACGAUGUCCACCCCUUUGACGGCAUGCCGCAACUGCUGAGCUAUGACAGUAUCCUCGACUUCAGCCAGCAAGUCCAGGGCGGACGCAGUGCAGCGGCUUGUUUGAGAGCCGGCGCAGAUGAUCAGUGUGAUGGGGCGCUGAUGGACCUAGGGCUGGAGGAGCACUACAACUACAACAGCUUGAUGUAGAUGUGUAUAUAUAUGAUGUAGAUCGGUGGGUGCUGCGUGCCGUUAUACGUUAGAUGACACGAACCGGUACGUUGACUCGGUGCAACAAAUCAUAUCCCCGGGGAGAUAGACAAGCUGACCACGCACGUACCGGUACACCGGCUACGAUAAGACGCACACCCAACGGGACAGGCAUAGACAUUUGUUACAUAGGAAGCGCCACUGUUCGUACCUCAUCUAAUAAACUUCAUCUAAAAAAUGAUUUGUAUAUUUCUGGUGCCAAGAAUAGCUUAUUCCUCUUGAAAGCUUAAUUACUACUUCCCCGUCCCAAUUAUUGAAGUUAUGGGCUUGUCCAAAGUCAAACUUGUUUAAGUUUGACCACGUCUAUAGAAAAAUAUAUUAGCAUCUAAAACAUGAGAUUAGUCUCAUGAGAUUCUUUA
Molecule: messenger RNA, 2019 nt
Organism: Aegilops tauschii subsp. strangulata
Lineage: Eukaryota; Viridiplantae; Streptophyta; Magnoliopsida; Poales; Poaceae
Product: NAC domain-containing protein 92
Biological process (GO): regulation of DNA-templated transcription
Molecular function (GO): DNA binding
Source: RefSeq, a predicted model, not a curated record